Molecule: messenger RNA, 234 nt
Organism: Acaulospora colombiana
Lineage: Eukaryota; Fungi; Glomeromycota; Glomeromycetes; Diversisporales; Acaulosporaceae
Source: the annotation of a GenBank genome assembly
GGUGGCGGCUUAGCUUUACAAUACGCCAGCGAUGGUCCAGAAAGAGAGAAUUUGGCAGGUUUCAUUAUUAGCGCUCCAUUACUUCAUCAAACCACGACGAGUGAAAUCGUGGUUGUAAUUGGCACCAUCGUUAGCAACUUCUUACCGGGUUUAACCAUAUCUACUUCUUUGGAACCAAGUUGGAUGAGUCAUGAUUCAGAGUUCGUUGAGAAAUGUUCGGAAGAUCCGUUGAUG